Molecule: messenger RNA, 727 nt
Organism: Hydra vulgaris (swiftwater hydra)
Lineage: Eukaryota; Metazoa; Cnidaria; Hydrozoa; Anthoathecata; Hydridae
Product: elongin-B
Biological process (GO): transcription elongation by RNA polymerase II
Cellular component (GO): VCB complex; elongin complex
Molecular function (GO): protein binding
Source: RefSeq, a predicted model, not a curated record
CUUAGUAAACCAAUUACGUCAUCAGUGUAAAACAUAUUUAUUUACUCUUAAAAGUUAUUUCACAAGGUCCGCAAAAUCAAGAUUUGGAAAAAUUCUUUAGAUAUUUGUAACUCAUGGAGGUUUUCCUUGUGAUCAAACGUGAAAAAACAUCAAUUUUUCUGGAUGUUAAGGAAACAACAUAUGUGUAUGAAAUAAAGUCAACACUAGCAACACUUUUAAAGAAGAACACUGAUGAUAUGUGUUUGCUUUACAAAGAUAGUAUAUUAGAUGAAAAUAAAACUGUUGCAGAGUAUGGGUUAACAAUGCAAACUACUAAACCUCAAACUCCUGCAUUGAUUGGUCUUGUUUAUAGAAUAUCAGAAAUGGAUUUUGAAGAAUUAAAUAUCAUCCCUGUAUCAUUACCAAAUGAAUUACCAGGUACAAUGAAGCCUCAAGAUUCACCUGCUGCUGGUUCAUAGAUUGGUAAAAAAAAAGCUUGCUGCUGCGUUUUGUACAAUCUUUUCAACUGCUAGAAACGUUUUCUGCGAAUAUUGACAUAUGAAAAUAUCACGAUUGCAUUUCUGAAGGCUUAAGAACUUUUUUUUUGCAUUUUUUCUGUUGUACUACUUUUUUUAAAUGUAGUUUGAUAUUUUAGUGUUUUUGAAUUUUUGAAAAAUAACUGUUAAAUUAAGCUGCAGUUGAAUUAAUAUGUAUUUGUAAAAAGUUCAGAAGUUUGUUUGUUUAUGAA